CAUAUCUCCAAGUGUGAAAAACAGGCUAUUUUUAUCCCAAUCGCCUACGCACUAUUAUGUAACCCGAAACCGGCCCGAACUUGUCAAAAACGACCCCCUCACCCUGUCAAAUCCUAAAUACCCAAAACACAGCAUGGCGAAAGUCCAAAUCAUGGACGGAGGCCUCGGCACCUCACUACAAGACCAAUACAGCAUCAAAUUCGAUUCCGCUACAACACCUCUCUGGUCAUCACACCUGCUAGUCAGCGACCCAGCCACUCUACAAGCCUGCCAACGAGACUUCGCCAUCGCAGGAGUCGAUAUCCUCCUAACAGCCACAUAUCAAGUCUCUGCAGAAGGGUUUGCGCUGACAAAAACGCCCGCUUUUCCCGAUGGCAUCCCGCGCAGUGCCGCGGGGCCCUUCCUACAGACUGCAGUGGAUGCUGCUGAAAAGGCAAAAGUCUGCGACAAGUCGAGUAUUGCGCUUAGCCUUGGUCCCUACGGGGCGUGCAUGAUUCCUGGACAGGAAUAUAGUGGUGUGUAUGAUACGGAACAUGACUCUGAAGACGCGUUGUAUAGGUGGCAUCUAGAUCGACUGCGGAUGUUUGUUGAAGCGGAAGCGGAUGGGAAUCUUAUUUCUCGGGUGCAAUUUGUUGCUUUUGAGACACUGCCUCGGCUUGAUGAGGUUCGGGCUGUAAGGAGAGCUUUUUUUGAUUCGGGAAUUAAGGUGCCGUUCUGGAUUGCUUGUGUUUUCCCCCGGGCGGACGAUGUCUUGCCUGAUGGGAGUUCUGUUGAGCAGGUUGUGCAGGCUGCUGUUGGGCCAAUGGAAGGUGGUGGUGAGCCGUGGGGGAUUGGGAUGAAUUGUACCAAGAUCCAUAAGCUCCCUGGGCUUGUUGAUAAGUUUGGUCUGUGUGUUGCGGAGGCUAUUGCUGCUGGGCACAUAUCGAAUGUUCCGAUUCUGGUUUUGUAUCCCGAUGGAUCGAAUGGGGAGGUUUACAAUACCACGACACAGAUCUGGGAGAAGCCUGAUGAUUCCGGUGAUACGAAUAGUAGAGACACGCGACCCUGGGAGAAGCAGCUCGCACAAGUGGUCAAUGAAGCCUUUUCCAAGGGCCAAUUUAACUCGUUUCUCGUUGGUGGAUGCUGCAAAGCUUCCCAUUACGAUAUCGGAAAACUUCGAGAGCAGUUCUAGACCAAGUGACCAGUCUAUGGGGAAAAGAAAUAAAAUCAAAGUGUCAUGAAUCAUGCAUGGUAGAAAUGGUGGAAUAGAUGCAUCGCUCAUGCUAAAAGGCUGGUAUAUAUACAAUGAGGGUUAUCUCAAAAUAGCCAGUCGACGAACUUUCGCCCCAGGCCGCUAGGUUUAUUUUCCUGUGGCAUAAUCUCCCCGUCCACAAGACGACCGGACCAUAAAUCAAUAUUUGCGGCACGUUCAAACUGCAGAAUCGUAUGUUAACAACUGUAUUUCGAGAAAAAAAAAAAAAAAAAAAAGAUUAGAUGAGGCAACAUACCUUGGUACGAUACCAGAGCUUCCAGCAAAUAAUGGGAACAAUGAAAAUAGG
Molecule: messenger RNA, 1538 nt
Organism: Aspergillus ruber CBS 135680
Lineage: Eukaryota; Fungi; Ascomycota; Eurotiomycetes; Eurotiales; Aspergillaceae
Product: homocysteine S-methyltransferase family protein
Exons: 2
Coding region: 134-1171 (345 amino acids)
Biological process (GO): S-methylmethionine cycle
Molecular function (GO): S-adenosylmethionine-homocysteine S-methyltransferase activity
Source: RefSeq, a predicted model, not a curated record